AUUGUUGGAUAUGUCAUUUCAGUGAUUGAGGGAGGACCCCUAGAACACAACUACCGACUGAAGCAGUUUCAUUUUCACUGGGGGGCCAUUGAUGCUUGGGGUUCCGAGCACACUGUGGAUAACAAAUGUUACCCAGCAGAGUUGCACUUGGUGCAUUGGAAUGCAGUCAAAUUUGAAAGCUUCGAGGAUGCAGCACUGGAAGAAAAUGGUUUGGCCGUGAUAGGUGUAUUUUUAAAGCUAGGUAAACAUCAUAAAGAACUACAGAAAUUGGUGGACACUUUGCCAUCAAUUAAGCACAAGGAUACCCUGGUCGAAUUUGGAUCAUUUGAUCCUUCCUGUCUGAUGCCCACUUGCCCAGAUUACUGGACCUACUCUGGGUCUCUUACUACACCGCCCCUCUCAGAGUCUGUUACCUGGAUCAUCAAGAAGCAGCCAGUAGAGGUUGAUCAUGAUCAGCUUGAGCAGUUUCGGACCCUGCUUGUCACUUCUGAGGGAGAGAAAGAGAAAAAAAUGGUGGACAACUUCCGCCCACUUCAGCCACUGAUGAACCGUACUGUCCGCUCAUCCUUCCGUCAUGAUUAUGUGCUCAAUAUACAAGUGAAGUCCAAGCCAGCAGCCAGCCAAGUCACCCCUUAAAAUGUUCAUAUAUAGGCAGCAGAUUGCUUUAAUGCAUUUGCUUCAAAUCUUAACUAGAUUAUUUUAUAAUGCUACAUUUAAUAAUUCUUAUAUGUAUACAUUUAUGAUUUUUUCUUUCAUUUUUAUAACAUUUCAAAAUUUUUAUCCUUGUAAAACAAAGACUUGAAGACAAAACAAAAACCCAUAACCACAUAUCAUCAGGAUACUUUAGGUUACUUUUUCUUGUGACAGUAUUAAGGAAGAGGAGUCUUCAUUAUGCCAAUUGAAAUGACCUGUUUGGGAUUACGCUGUUAAAUUUCUCUAAUCUCUGCAUCUCAGAAAGUCAGAGAAAGUUUAGUUUCUGCUUGAUUAAAUGGAAGUUUAAUGUAAGUGACACAUCUGAUUUUUCGGUUUGGGCCUAAUACAGGAGCUUAACCAACAACAAGAGGUUCUUGUGAAUUUUAUUUAAUGAUGUCACCCUUUUGUUCAAACUGUUAAAUUGUCUCAUUUUACAGUAUUGGUCCGACUCUUAGCUACCAUCAUUUGGAGCUACUGAUCUCAAAAUGGCAUUCAAAGGUUAUGUGUGCAUUUAUUGGUUUCAGAGUAGUUCAUCUGUCUUUUUUUUUUAAGAUAAGGUUUCUCUGAGUACCCCUAGCUCACUAUGUAGACCAGUCUAGCCUUGAACUCAUAGAGAUCUGCCUGCCUUUGCCUCCCAAAUGCUGGAAUUAAAUGCCUGUUUCAUCA
Phodopus roborovskii (desert hamster) is the source of this 1359-nucleotide messenger RNA. RefSeq names its product carbonic anhydrase 5B, mitochondrial. The transcript is spliced from 5 exons. Lineage: Eukaryota; Metazoa; Chordata; Mammalia; Rodentia; Cricetidae. Gene Ontology annotation, cellular component: cytoplasm; mitochondrion. The annotation marks the transcript as partial. Gene Ontology annotation, molecular function: carbonate dehydratase activity; zinc ion binding. The record is from RefSeq and is a predicted model, not a curated record.